Molecule: messenger RNA, 583 nt
Organism: Sardina pilchardus (European sardine)
Lineage: Eukaryota; Metazoa; Chordata; Actinopteri; Clupeiformes; Clupeidae
Product: large ribosomal subunit protein uL15-like
Exons: 5
Coding region: 84-530 (148 amino acids)
Biological process (GO): translation
Cellular component (GO): ribosome; cytosolic large ribosomal subunit
Molecular function (GO): structural constituent of ribosome
Source: RefSeq, a predicted model, not a curated record
GCAUUUUGCAGAAGAUAGACAGACAGUCUCGAACAUCAACGCGAGAAUUCCGCUUGCUCGCCCUCUCUCCGAUUUCCUCCAAGAUGCCUACCAAGAAGACCAAGACCAGGAAGCUCCGUGGGCACGUCAGCCAUGGACAUGGUCGUAUUGGUAAACACAGAAAGCAUCCUGGAGGUCGUGGUAAUGCCGGUGGCAUGCAUCAUCACAGAAUCAACUUCGACAAAUACCAUCCUGGGUACUUCGGUAAGGUGGGCAUGAGACAUUACCAUGUUAAGAACAACACCACACACUGCCCAACCGUCAACCUGGACAAGCUGUGGACGCUGGUGAGCGAACAGACCCGUAUCAACUACAGCAAGAAGCCCGAUGGCCCUGCUCCCAUCAUUGAUGUGGUCCAAGCUGGCUACUUCAAAGUGCUGGGCAAAGGCAAGCUCCCCAAGCAGCCAGUCAUCGUCAAGGCAAAGUUCUUCAGCCGCAGGGCUGAGGAGAAGAUCAAAGAAGUUGGGGGCGCUUGUGUGCUGACUGCAUAAGCACUCGCUGCCUUUUUUGUUUUUCAGGAAUAAAAAAACAUUGAAAAAAGAAA